Tribolium castaneum (red flour beetle) is the source of this 625-nucleotide messenger RNA. RefSeq lists its product as uncharacterized. The record is from RefSeq and is a predicted model, not a curated record. Lineage: Eukaryota; Metazoa; Arthropoda; Insecta; Coleoptera; Tenebrionidae. Gene Ontology annotation, molecular function: DNA binding; peptidyl-prolyl cis-trans isomerase activity. The coding region runs from base 137 to 523 and encodes 128 amino acids. Gene Ontology annotation, biological process: rRNA processing. The transcript has a single exon. Gene Ontology annotation, cellular component: nucleus.
UAAACACACGCAAUUAUUCGCGUGUAAGGGACUUUUUUCACAACAUAAGUAGCAUAACCUCAAGUUCAACAUUUUAAGUUUUAGGAAAAAAAAUUGCUGGAAGUUUGUAUAAAACGGGUUAGUGUAUAGUAGGACAAUGCCCCCCAAGGCAGGAAAAGGGGCGUCGAAAGGGGCCGCCAAGGGCUCGAAGGGCGACGACUCGGGUGAAAAAUCCAAAGAGAAAAAAGGGGGUACUGCUGUAAAAGUCAGACACAUUUUGUGCGAGAAGCAAGGCAAAUGUCUUGAGGCUUUGGAGAAACUAAAAGCCGGCCAGAAAUUCCCCGAAGUGGCUGCUGCAUACAGCGAGGACAAAGCGAGACAAGGGGGUGACUUGGGUUGGAUGACUCGGGGCUCAAUGGUGGGCCCUUUCCAAGACGCGGCGUUUGCACUGCCUGUCUCCAAUGUAAAUAACCCUGUUUAUACUGACCCCCCUGUUAAAACGAAGUUUGGCUAUCACAUUAUCAUGGUUGAGGGGAAGAAAUGAACUAUUUAUCGACUUUUAUGAAGUGUAGCUUUACGUCUUUUUUCACUCUUGUAUUAAUUGUAAAAAUAUCAAACAAAUAAAGAAGACCAAUUUGAAUUGUGA